This is a messenger RNA of Necator americanus (New World hookworm), 1026 nucleotides long. RefSeq lists its product as uncharacterized. The coding region runs from base 1 to 1026 and encodes 341 amino acids. NCBI's taxonomy places the organism in Eukaryota, Metazoa, Nematoda, Chromadorea, Rhabditida, Ancylostomatidae. The record is from RefSeq and is a predicted model, not a curated record. The transcript has 2 exons.
AUGUUCGUUCGCUUGCUUGAUGACAUGAAUCAACGAACAACUGCUGCAGCUCGAACAACAGUCGGAUGUACAACUCCGUUUAAAGUGAUCAGCGUUCUGCCGUUAUCAUCAGGACACCCUUUAACCGAUCUCGAGUACGCAGACGAUGUUUUUAUAUUCGCGGAAAGCGAAAGCAUACUUCAACAUGUUGUCAAUCUUGUAUCGAAACUAGCUGCAGCCUAUGGACUACGUCUACGCCCUGAUAAAUACAAGCAGAUGUGGGUCUCUUCGAGACCUCGGACGGGAAUCAGGGUGGACGGACAACCAACUGAACUCCUCGAUGAGUUCUGUUACCCGGGCUUGAAGAACAACAGCAGCUACGAGAGAGAUGUUCAGCAAACAUGCGCUAAGGCCACUUCUGCAUUUAAUUCCUUAACGAAAUGCCUGUGGUCGACCCCCAUCACCAACGAAGUCAAGCUGCGGGUCUACCUAUCCGCAAUUCGUCCCAUCAUGAUGUACGGAUCGGAGACUUGGGCAGCACCAUCAACGGUUAUGGAGAGGCUUGAUUGCACGGAACGAAAGCUGCUUAGGCGGCUGCUUGGCUACUUUUGGCCUAGGGUAUGCCACAAUGAAGAUCUUUACGCAGAAAUUGAUGUGGUAUACCGGCGGAUGACACAAGGAAGACAUCAACAUCUUGUACCGCCAUCGAAAUUGGCUAAAGUAAAUCGUCUUCGCUUCUUUGGUCGUAUAUUAAGGAGACCGGCGGAUCGCCUUGUUGAACGAGUUCUGAGGAGUUUGCCGGAUUCGGACUGGAAGAAGCCACUUGGCCGAAAACGGAAGUUCUGGACUGAGGUGGUGAAAGAGGACCUGGGGACACUCGGCAUGGAUAGGCAGUUCAGGCGAGACGUAAUGUUUCGCAGAAUAUGGAAUAGCGACGAAUGGAUUGAUUCUGUGCAAGCCCUCGCAGAAGAUCGAGAAGGUUGCGCAGAGCUGUGUUCUAGGGCGGCAUACCUCGGCGAAGAUGCGGGUAAUCGCGUCAGGCGAUGA